UGGGAUGGAUCUGGAGAGGGUUGGGAUGGAUCCAGAGGGUUGGGAUGGAUCUGGAGAGGGUUGGGAUGGAUCCAGAGGAGGGUCAGGAUGGAUCUGGAGAGGAUUGGGAUGGAUCUGGAGAUGGUUGGGACGGAUCCAGAGGGUUGGGAUGGAUCUGGAGAGGAUUGGGAUGGGUCCAGAGGCUCAGGAUGGAUCCAGGAGAGGGUCAGGAUGGAUCUGGAGGGGAUUGGGAUAGAUCUGGAGAUGGUUGGGAUGGAUCCAGAGAGGGUUGGGAUAGAUCUGGAGAUGGUUGGGAUGGAUCCAGGGAGGGUCAGGAUGGAUCCAGAGGGGCUUGAGGUGGAUCCAGCAGAGGGUCAGGAUGGAUCCAGGGAAGCUCAGGAUGGAUCCAGAGGGGCUUGGGAUGGAUCUGGAGGAGCUCAGGAUGGAUCCAGAGGGUCAGGAUGGAUCCAGAGGGGCUUGAGAUUAAUCCAGAGGGUCAGGAUGGAUCCAGGGAAGCUCAGGAGGGAUCUGGAGAUGGUUGGGAUGGAUCUGGAGAAGCUCAGGAUGGAUCCAGAGGGGCUCAGGAUGGAUCUGGAGAAGCUCAGGAUGGAUCCAGAGGCUCGGGAUGGAUCCAGAGGCUCAGGAUGGAUCCAGAGGCUCAGGAUGGAUCUGGAGAAGCUUGGGAUGGAUCCAGAGGCUCGGGAUGGAUCCAGAGGCUCGGGAUGGAUCCGGAGGGGCUCCUCAUGGCUUCUCCUCCUGUGCCUGAGCCAGUUCUCCCGACUGGGGCUGAUUAUCCCCCUCUGGAAAACUUUGGGAAGCCCAGCCCAGCCUUGGAAAAGGGGCUUUGGGGGAAUCCAGGGCCGGGAUCCGGGCGGGCCUCGGGAAUUCCCGCCUCGGAGCAGCCCUGGGAAUUUCUCCAGGGAUUUGGGGGCAUUCCAGGCCCUCAUUCCCAAAUUGUGGCAGGGCCGUUGCUCCUCUUGCCAUCCCGGGAUUAUCCACAGGGGGGGGCGUUUCUUUGGGAAUCCGUCGGGAAUCGAGGCCUUCAGGGGCUGGAGUGGAAGUUUGGAAUUCCUUGGGAAUUAA
Lepidothrix coronata (blue-crowned manakin) is the source of this 1062-nucleotide messenger RNA. RefSeq lists its product as uncharacterized. The record is from RefSeq and is a predicted model, not a curated record. The transcript has 4 exons. Lineage: Eukaryota; Metazoa; Chordata; Aves; Passeriformes; Pipridae. Bases 88 to 1062 code for a protein of 324 amino acids.